AGUUAAGGACAAAGUAAACGCAGAAUCGUUUGUGUUGUCUCAUUUUCCCAAUCACUUUAUACAUACAAAUUAGCAAUUAUAUUGCAAUUUUUGUAUGAGCACAAUGGUGGAGAAUGAAUUAUUUCGCAAACAAACUUUGUCUAUAAUGACACUGUUGUCAGAAACAGCUCGAGACGAAAUUCAGAAAGUUUUUGACUGUGAAUUUCGCCCAUCCCAAAAUGAAAUUGAUUGUGACCGAGAUCCAAUAUUGGAAAUGAAUGAGAAACAACGCAGAUUGUUCCAAAACUGAACAUAAGGCAUGUGAAGAUGCCCAGAAAAACAACCAGUAGUUAAUAUCUGUUGCAGGCAAAGCUCACAGCUGUGAUGGAGACCUUUACCAACGUGGCUGUUCAAAAAAUAUGCAAAGUCUUCAAUUAUUGCUUUGCUCUUAAGCCAACUCAGCUGAAGGGCUCUAAAAGUUACCAUGAUGAUAUAGUAAAUGUGAAAGAGAUGGCGAAGGAGCAUCUGAACAAACCAGAAAGAAAAAACAAUCCAACUGUCAAAAAUGUGCCUGAUUCUGCAGCUGUAGCUCCACCAGUGUCGACGGAGAGACCGAAUAUACUCAUCGUGUUACCUGAAGAAAAUGUACAACCACAAGAUUCGGUUAAAGCCCAGCAGUGUGCAGAGGAGGGACACGUUUCUGAAUUUUCUCCUGAGUCGUCAAGAGAUGGAAAAGAGACGCCAAUGCAAACAUUUUUUAUAGAAUUUGAAUACAGUUCCAUUGCCUCUGUUGAAGACCAGCAACCUGAAGUAAGCCCGCAGGCAGAGCAAAUCAGUACAAAGUCCGAAAAGACAAUAUCAUUUGACUGUAAUGAAUGCGGGAAGAAGUUAAAAUCCUUGAAAAGGUUAGAGAAACACCUACUGCAUCACAAUUCAGGCGGUAAGAAAGGGGUCUGUAAGACAUGUGGGAAAACCUUUGCCAAUGUUAAGAUGCACGAACGUGUCCACCUGGAAGUGAAGCCGUUUCUAUGUUCCAUGUGUGGACACAGCUUCACCGUAAAGGGGAGUUUACUGACACACCAGAGGAUCCAUACAGGUGAAAAACCAUACAGCUGUGAGACAUGUGGGAAGCUCUUUAUAAACCAAGGAAACCUCAACAAACAUCUGACUGUUCAUUUAAAUGAGAAACUGUGGAAAUGCAGCGUCUGUGACAAGUCAUUCAAAAGAAAAAGCGAAUUGAAAUUUCACCAGAUUGUGCACACAGGGGAGAAACCCCAUACAUGUCACAUAUGCGGGAAGAAGUUUGGCCACAUUACAAACCUUAGAAGGCAUCUCCCUGUGCACAGCGGUGUGAAACGGCAUGCGUGUGAAAUCUGUUCCAAGCAGUUUUAUUCGAGCAAAUCUCUGAAAAGGCACAUGGCAGAGCACGGAGCUCCGAAGCCAUUCAUGUGUGAAAUAUGUGGAAAGAGCUUUGUAUUUAACUUUGCUUUAAAGAGGCACUUACUCACACAUAGUAAGAAAUCUGGAGAAAAUCUAGAUGGUGGCAAAUCUAAAGGUGGGAAGAUCACUUUCCCUUGUGAUGUAUGCGGAAAAUGCUACAGUUCUACCUUUAUCCUCAGAAUGCACAAGAGAAUCCACUCGGAAAAGGAUCCGUACAUGUGUAAAGUCUGCGGUAAAAGCUACAGCUGCUUGCAUUCGCUAAAGGAACACAAGAAAAUUCAUUCAGGGGUGACGCCGUUCAAGUGUGGUGUGUGUGAUAAGACUUUUAUUCGGAAAAUUGGUUUGAAAAUGCACGAGAUUGUUCAUACCAAAGCUAAACCCUACAAAUGUUCUGUUUGUGGGAGCAAAUUUGGAGUUCCUUACAGUCUCAGACUGCAUAUGCGCAUUCAUUCCGGGGAAAAGCCACACAAGUGCGAAACUUGUGGAAUGUGCUUUCGCUUAUCUGGAAGCUUAAUCCGACACAAGCGUGUCCACACAGGCGAGAGGCCGUUCAGCUGUGAGGUCUGUGGGAAAAGGUUUGUACAAAUUAGUCAUAUGAGGGCACACAUGCAAAUCCACACUGGUGUGAAACCCUUCACGUGCCAGAAAUGCGGGAAGAAAUACGCAUACCGUAGAAAUUACAAUGACCACAAAUGUAUACCUGGGUGAAAAGGAAAUUUGUUUUGAGAUGAAUUGCAGUGUUAUAGUUAGUUUCUUUCAGUCAAAUGUUUGGAAAUGUCAUGAAGGUUCACUAUCUGUUAAAGACAACAAUAUGUACAAUAGCACGGUGUAUUUGUUUUACCUUUAUUUUCUUUCUUGGAAGAAAUUCUGGAUAAGUAUCAAUCAAUUUUUCAUACAUUCAAUAGAGAUAGAAAAUAGUUCUACAUUGCGAAUUCCUCAUUACAGUGUACUAUAUGGCCAAGAAUAAAAUUUUUUUUGGGAAUGCAAUGUUUUUUUUAUUAUUUUGUUUUAUGUACAUUUAUGGUAGGCAUGGUUUAAACUAACAACCAUUCUGUGGUUAAAGGAUUAGGUCACUUCAAAAUUAAAAAUUUAAAUAGUAAUAUAACAUAAUUUUUUUUUUUUUCGUUCAUACUGCAGAGAAGACGUUCAAUUUUAAGGUCUGUGGGGACUGGUUUCGAGAACCCGACCAUGUUAAAGAACAGAACAUAUCUAAAUUCAUACUGGAGUGAAACCCUACACAUGCCAGAAGUGUAGGAAGAAUCAUGUAUAUCGUAGACAUUUUAAUGAUCACAAAUGCAAACCUGUAUGAAAAAGAUGUGGUGGAAAUAUUGUAACAUUAGGCAAAUGUUUCCAUUGUGAAAACAUUAAAUUAAAACAUGCUGAACAA
This is a messenger RNA of Pimephales promelas (fathead minnow), 2806 nucleotides long. RefSeq lists its product as uncharacterized. Gene Ontology annotation, biological process: regulation of transcription by RNA polymerase II. Gene Ontology annotation, molecular function: RNA polymerase II cis-regulatory region sequence-specific DNA binding; DNA-binding transcription factor activity, RNA polymerase II-specific. The record is from RefSeq and is a predicted model, not a curated record. Lineage: Eukaryota; Metazoa; Chordata; Actinopteri; Cypriniformes; Leuciscidae.